AUGGAGAGAAGAAACGACGUGUUUUUCUCCCGCAAGAGAAGUUUUACGUUUGGAGCGUACGGAGGGAUUGACAAAUUCAUCAGUGACAGUGAAAGCAGCCGGCCUGAGUAUCUAGAGCACAGCAUUCUGGAUAUUUUAGAUUCUCCGUCUAAUGAAACCAAAACAUUUGUGCCCACAAACCCCAAUCAGAAGGUGACUGAACUAUUUGAGAUAAUUGAAAAGCUUCAGGGCAGCAGGUUGGAUGAACAGCGUUGUGUGUUUCCUUUACCAUCUAAGUCUCGGUUGUUAAAGAUAGGAGAUGGUUUACCUCUCAUUCUGUCCCCUAAAUCUGGAGGAUACUGGAUCGACCCUCCAUUGGACAGACGUGUUGAGAUGAGUCCCACUUCCUCCAGUCCUUCAUUUGGCCUAGAGACCUAUGACAUCAUGGAGAGAGACAGAGAGGCGAAAAUCUUCCAGGAGUUUUUCAGGCACAGGUAUCAUCACUCAUUCAUGGCGGUUGAUCCUGUACUCGGACCUCUGGUUCUCUCCGUCUGUCUGGAGGAGGAGGAGAACCGACUGAGGGUCAUCCUGAGGAUGAAUGAGUGUUCUUUACAUGGGACAUUCUCCAUCUCGCUCUUCCAGAACUUCCCUACAGCUGUGGAACUUGCAAAGAUGAUGUGUGUCAAUGUGAGUGUUUCCAGCUUUGACGUGAUCAGUUACCUGAAGGCUCCAGAGCUGAUUGCAGCAUUUGAUGAACACAGAGUGUCUCAAAACUUUAAAUUUGGUGUUUUAUAUCAGAAGGAAGGGCAGCUGACAGAAGAAGAAAUUCUUAGUAAUAAUGAUGAAAGUGAAGAGUUUAAACACUUCCUGUCCAUUCUGGGUCAAACAGUCAAACUGAGAGGAUUCACCGGGUUCAGAGGGGGGCUGGAUGUGUCACAUGGACAGACAGGGAGUGAAGCAGUGUUUACUUCCUUUCACGGCAGAGAGAUCAUGUUCCACGUUUCCACAAAACUGCCCUUCACAGAUGGAGAUACACAGCAGCUCCAGAGAAAACGACACAUUGGAAACGACAUCGUCGCCAUUGUUUAUCAGGAAGGCCGAACCCCGUUUAUCUGUGACGUCAUCAGCUCUCACUUCUUGCACUGCUUCAUUGCUGUUCGGAGAGUAAAACGGGAGAAUGGGGCAGACGGAGGGGACGGGGGAGCAUUUCAGGUGUCUGUCACAGCUAGGGAGGAUGUACCACCGUUUGGCCCGCCUCUUCCGAACCCUCCUAUAUUUACAGAGGGUUCUAUAUUUCGAGAGUUUCUCCUGACUAAACUGAUCAACGCUGAGAUUUCAUGUUACAGAGCUGAACGUUUCAGCAAACUCGAGCUGCGCACUCGUUCCUCACUGCUUGAGGCGCUAAGAUCCGAGCUGUCCUCACGCUCCCAGUACAUGACGGGAAAUUCGGUGCAGGUCACCACCACUGCACCCCCACCACAAGAGGGAGGGGGAGGAUUCAUUGAAAAUUUUAAGAGAGCUAUACGGGUGCGCAGUCACUCCUUCGACACAUUGGGAGUUCAGAAAAAGACUGGAGGCCAAAAGCAGAAGUGAAGCGGGUCAUUGCAGCCCCCAGGAUGACGUGUAAAAACAAAAAAGCUAAAGAUUCAGCAUAAUGAACUCCGGCACUUUCAGAAGCAAACAUCCCUGCAGGAUAUAUCUAGUUUCUUAUUUUUUGUUUUUACAACUGCUAUUUCAUUAUAGUGACACAUAAAAUAUCUUUGAUGCUAAUAAGCAACUGAUUGUCAUGAGCUUUAAGAAGGUAGACAUAUAAAAUGUAUGGGGGUUAAAUGUACAAUUUUUAGUCACCCCAAACCACCUCCUUGUUGAGGUUAAGCAGCUACAUGCUUUUGUCAAUUAACAUUACUAUCCGACCUGUAUUUGUACUUAAUUUUAACAUAAGCUGUGAUUGUGAAACAUUGUUAUAUAUU
This is a messenger RNA of Trichomycterus rosablanca, 1949 nucleotides long. RefSeq names its product RAP1 GTPase activating protein-like (gene rap1gapl). Gene Ontology annotation, biological process: regulation of small GTPase mediated signal transduction; activation of GTPase activity. Gene Ontology annotation, cellular component: cytoplasm. The record is from RefSeq and is a predicted model, not a curated record. The transcript has 18 exons. Bases 1 to 1572 code for a protein of 523 amino acids. Lineage: Eukaryota; Metazoa; Chordata; Actinopteri; Siluriformes; Trichomycteridae. Gene Ontology annotation, molecular function: GTPase activator activity.